This is a messenger RNA of Cajanus cajan (pigeon pea), 1927 nucleotides long. NCBI's taxonomy places the organism in Eukaryota, Viridiplantae, Streptophyta, Magnoliopsida, Fabales, Fabaceae. The record is from RefSeq and is a predicted model, not a curated record.
CUUAAUUUAAUUUUAACCCGAAUUGAAUUAAUGACGUCAUGUGAUUAAUGUAACCUCAUUUAAUAGAUAAGACUUUUGAUGUUGCAGUAGCAUUGACGAGAGAAAUUGCAAUUUGCAUGUAGCUUGAUAAAGAUAGCAUUUGUGAUGGUAAUGGUCAAAAGGAGCGAGAGUAAGAAUCUGAAAUGGAAGAGAACGUGAAAUUGACAGUGCCUCCGUUCACCGCACAACAAGAAAAACCCUUUUUUCUAAUCACUUAUUUGUACAUUGGCCACUUCUUAGCAAGAUGGGGUGCCAGAAUGUGGGAAUUUUCUGUUGGUUUAUACAUGAUCAAUAUUUGGCAAGAGUCGUUGCUCUAUGCAGCAAUAUAUGGUGCCGUUGAAUCUGCCUCCAUUGCAGUGUUUGGUCCCAUAAUUGGAAGAUGGGUUGAUAAGUUGUCUUGUGUGAAGGUUUUGCAAUUGUGGUUGUUGACACAAAAUCUUUCUUUUGUUAUUGCUGGGGCCUCUGUAGUUGCCUUACUCGUCCACUCAUCUUUGAAGUUUACUCAUUUUUCUGUUUUCAUAUUGCUGGUGUUGAUAAUCAAUGUAUGUGGUGGCAUUGGUGUGCUUUCAACUCUUGCCGGUACAAUCUUGAUUGAAAGAGAAUGGUUGUUAGUUAUAUCUGAAGACCAACCUCCAGAAUUGCUUACAAAGAUGAAUUCAGUAACGAGACGCAUCGACCUAACAUGCAAGCUUCUUGCUCCUGUUGUUACUGGGUUCAUAAUAAGUUUUGUAUCACUGAAAGCAUCUGCUAUAACUUUAGCAGUGUGGAAUACAGUGUCUGUUUGGGUGGAGUAUUGGCUUUUCACAUCUGUGUAUAACGGGAUUCCAGCUUUGGCCCAAAGUAGCCAAAGGAGGAUGGCAAGACUUUCACAAUGUGAUCUGCAAAUGAACAAUAAAACUUUGGAGGAAGAUAGCUUGCUUCCUGUUACUGAUGAUAGCUCAAAAUUGGAAGAUAGUAAAUGCAGUAGAAAAACUUCUGAAAAGAUUUUAGAGCUUCCUUAUGUUGCUGCAUGGAGAGUUUAUCUACAGCAAGAAGUUGCCCUUCCUGGACUUGCUCUGGCUUUGCUAUUUUUCACUGUACUCAGCUUUGGAACUUUGAUGACAGCCACCUUAGAAUGGGAAGGCAUACCUGCAUAUGUUAUUGGAAUAGCAAGAGGAAUUAGUGCUGUGGUUGGAAUAGUUGCAACGGUUUUAUAUCCUGUACUACAUUCUCAAAUAUCAACUAUUAGAACUGGACUUUGGUCGAUAUGGUCACAGUGGACUUGUCUCCUUCCAUGUGUAGCUGCAAUAUGGAUCAAAAAUGGCUUUCUAUCAUCAUCUAUUCUGAUGGGAAGUGUAGCCAUAUCUCGGCUUGGAUUGUGGAUGUUUGAUUUGUCUGUACUUCAACAAAUGCAGGAUUUUGUUUCCGAAUCCGAUCGUUUGAUUGUUGGAGGUGUUCAAAGUUCGCUUCAGUCUUUGAUGGAUUUAUUGGCCUAUGUUAUGGGAAUCAUAAUAUCUGAUCCAAGGGACUUCUGGAAGUUGACUUUAUUAUCAUUUCUGUCAGUCACAUUAGCUGCAUUCCUGUACUGCUUCCAUGCAUACCAUGUACGAAAGCACCUCUUCCACUUUGACCAACUAUUGUGGGGUAAAUGUUUUGUAAGAGCAUCUUAAGUUGUGAAGGCCAAUUUGUUAGGUACAAGUUUUGUAUUAACCUUUCAUACCAUUUGAAAAUAUGUCUAUACACAAGUGGUACAGUGUUAGUGUUUGAACUGCUCUUUGGAAUUUAAGAGAGCACCCUUUUUGCAUAAGAAUUGACCUCAACAAUUAAUUCACCGCAUAAUUAAUAGAGAAAGUUUAUGACCAAAUUACUAAUUAUGCAUCAGGAUAUGACACUGGUCAACUUGAAUGAA